AUGACAAUACGAAAUAAUUCUUUCAAUAACCUUUCGAAUCUUUGUUACUUAGAAGUUGGUAAACCUUAUUAUCUCGGUAAUAUAUUUCGUGAUUGCAAAAAAAUUAAAAAGAUCGUAAUUCAUUUCCUUUUCUAUAAUAAUAUACGAGACAGAUGGUUUGAUUCUUCAUUAUUAAUUAAUUUUUUAAAAGAUCAAAAAGAAUUGAAAGCUAUACAUUUUUCGAACCGCAUAGAUCGAAAUAGUCGUUAUUAUAAUCAAUCAAAACCAAUUCCAGAGGAAUUAUUAAUACAAAUACAUUCAAUUGAAGAACUUGGUUUGGAUUGUCUCAUGUUACCAUACAAACAACUUAAUACUCUUUCAAAGUUAAAACAUUUAGAAAUUACUCUCCGGAAAUGGAGACCUGAAACUGUUGCUGCAUUCUAUAAUGGAUUAUGUCCACUCUUGGAAGUUUUAAAAUUUCAAGGUCAUCUUCCACCUUUAGAUGUUUUGGCUAAAUUUAUAGGAAAAACGAAAGGUCAUUUACAAUGUUUUUAUAUAAAGAAUCCUAGUCAAAACCAUUAUAACCACACUCAAUUAUUGUUAAAAUCUAUUGCAAAAUCGUGUCCAAAACUUAAUUCAUUAUCUACAAUUAUCAAUAUAACAAAAGAUUUAAGCUUCUUGGAAACUUUAUUAAUUUCAUGCAAUGAAUUGAAAAAUUUCACUCUAAUGAGCAUCGAUUUCAUGAGUCAAUCAUUAUUACAAGAACAAUUGAGAAUGAUGAAUGAAAAUUGGGGUGUUGUUCAUGAAAAAUGCCAAUAUAAGAAACGCAAGAAUAUCGAUUCGAUAAGAUAUAAUAAAUAUCAAAUUAAAUUAAAAAAUAAUCUCAUUGAUCAUUAAAUUUUUUUAAGCGCUAUUUGCAUAUUAUAUUUUUCUGGUGAAAGUUAUAUGAAAAUAUUUAUUCUAU
Rhizophagus irregularis DAOM 181602=DAOM 197198 is the source of this 943-nucleotide messenger RNA. RefSeq lists its product as uncharacterized. The record is from RefSeq and is a predicted model, not a curated record. NCBI's taxonomy places the organism in Eukaryota, Fungi, Glomeromycota, Glomeromycetes, Glomerales, Glomeraceae.